This is a messenger RNA of Verruconis gallopava, 1265 nucleotides long. RefSeq lists its product as uncharacterized. The transcript has a single exon. Gene Ontology annotation, biological process: carbohydrate metabolic process. Lineage: Eukaryota; Fungi; Ascomycota; Dothideomycetes; Venturiales; Sympoventuriaceae. Gene Ontology annotation, molecular function: hydrolase activity, hydrolyzing O-glycosyl compounds. The coding region runs from base 122 to 1093 and encodes 323 amino acids. The record is from RefSeq and is a predicted model, not a curated record.
GCUUUCAGCAGGGGGCUUCCUCCUGAGACUUUGAUAACUAUCAUCUCUCCAUUCUCUACUUCUGUCAUUUUCGAACAACUCCAAGUGAGACUAUUUCACUAUCACCCUCAAGAAUCUCGACAUGGCAUCAACCCUUCCAGACUGCGACUGCGGUUUCGUUGACGCAAAAGAUCCAACGAAAAGCACAUUUUCAAACUUCCUCGCCAUUAACUUCACAUCGAUCACGAACCAGACCUUUGAAGAUCUCUUUAUUCCUGCUUCUUACACUCUCAACCUACGAGGGGGACCCUACAACAGAGCUUUCUCACCGGAACAAGUCCAUCUUUCCCAGGAUGGACUCGCCCUCACGGUCAGCCCCUUGAAUGCUGGAAACGUACCUUGUGCGCAAGUCACAACAAAGAAUGAAUCAUUCUUCUAUGGCGCCUACCAUGUUCAAACACGUGUUGGAAAUGUUCCGGGGGCAGUCUCGGCUUUCUUCACCUACAAGAAUGACACCUCUGAAGUUGACAUCGAAUAUCUAAGCGCCUGGACUGACCCAACGCUGCUCUACACGGUCAAACCGCAGCUCUACUCUGCGAGUGGCAAUCCACUGAGUGGUACAUACCAGAAGGAACAGUGGAACGGCACCGGCGCCUUCAGUAAGAACUUUCACACGUGGUCUUUUGUCUGGCUUCCUGGCAUUGUUCAUUACGGCCUGGACGGGGAGUACUCAAGAGUCAUCACAACCAAUGUACCGCAAGAUCCUGGAUCUGUUUCAAUAAGCCAUUGGUCUGAUGGCAAUCCCAACUACUCCAUGGGGCCACCAACAUCAGAUAGCACGGAUGUUAUCUCCCUUUUCUGGGCUGUGUACAAUGACACAAGCUCCGCGGCGCCUGCGUGCAAAGCCACAAAAACAUCUUGCACGAUCAGCGACGGCGUCCUUCAGUCAGCAACCUCGUCCAGUGGAGGAAGUACCAAUAGCCCUACUCCUACUCCUACUAUCAAGGCAUUAUCUACAAGCUCUGCUCAAAUGGUAAGCCCAAUGAAUUCAAGCUGGAUCUUCGUCUUAAUUCUCUUCUGCUGGUUUGGACAGUUUCGUUUGAAAUGGUUGUGAUAUUGGUUAUCAAGCACAGAGAAAGUGAACUGGAAAAUCUAGGAUGUGGAAACAUUACAUAUUUCUUGAGAAAGAGGACACCAACUUGAUGUCCAGUAAUCCUCAAUUUUGAUAAAUAUUUUCAUAGCUGCUAGAUUAUAGCAUUGUCCAGAGUGACUAGGUAUCGACUUUC